AUGCCUUCUACAGAAACAGUUUAUAAUUCCUUAAGAAAUCCAAUGGACGUUAUGCCAUGCCAUCCAAAUAGCUUACCACUUAACAAAACAACUCCACCUGGAAGUAAAAUAUCAUUACUACCGCCUCAUUAUCGUGAAUCAAAUCCUACUACCGUUUCCAAUUAUUUAAAUGGAUGUCAUUUAAGAUCUCCAAUGAAUAAUCCUUCACUAAUUCGCUUAAAUUCUACUUUUAUCCCACCACAUCAGCAAUCUGGACAAUAUCAGGCUGACUUAAUAAGAACGCCACCUAGGCAUGAAUACUCACCAGGACAUAUACCCCUUGUAGCUGCUGGACUUCGUGUAACCAAUCCUAAUAUGACAAUGCCACCCUGGUUAGCCCAUAUCAAAGCCAAUGGUGCUAAUAUGGCGGCAGUGGCUAACGCCAAUAAUCCUCAUCAGCUUAAUCAAAAUCAAACUAGUAAUAAUGACAAUGUAUCAGUUCGUAAAAUUGAUCGUGAAAAAAUAUCAAAGCCCUCUACUACCCCAACUCCUCAUGAUACAGAAGACGGUAGCCAACAAGAAAAUAAAAUAGAAUCUGUCUCAAACACUGAUAGUGAUAAUAGCAGGCCAUCAUCAUCUUCGUCCAAUCAAGGCGAAAUCAAGAAUAGGAAGAGAAAAGCAGAAAGUCCGGUAGCUAAGAGUGUUUGGAGACCAUAUUAG
Messenger RNA from Trichoplax adhaerens, 699 nucleotides. RefSeq lists its product as uncharacterized. NCBI's taxonomy places the organism in Eukaryota, Metazoa, Placozoa, Uniplacotomia, Trichoplacea, Trichoplacidae. The transcript has a single exon. The record is from RefSeq and is a predicted model, not a curated record. The coding region runs from base 1 to 699 and encodes 232 amino acids.